Esox lucius (northern pike) is the source of this 1798-nucleotide messenger RNA. RefSeq names its product charged multivesicular body protein 4b. NCBI's taxonomy places the organism in Eukaryota, Metazoa, Chordata, Actinopteri, Esociformes, Esocidae. Gene Ontology annotation, cellular component: ESCRT III complex; cytoplasmic side of plasma membrane; multivesicular body. The record is from RefSeq and is a predicted model, not a curated record. The coding region runs from base 132 to 806 and encodes 224 amino acids. The transcript has 5 exons. Gene Ontology annotation, biological process: vesicle budding from membrane; late endosome to vacuole transport via multivesicular body sorting pathway.
AUAUGGCCUUAACCAGGAAGUAGGAAAUAUCAACAAUCAGGUUACACGAUCGCUUAGCUAGCCUUAACAUUUUUGAAAGGACAUUGUUUUUAUAUAUAUCUAUAUAGUUUAGAGGAUUUCUUUAUAUCAUUAUGUCCGUGUUUGGGAAGCUGUUUGGCGGUGGAGGCAAAGCCGGCAAAGGGCCAACUGCACAAGAAGCAAUUCAGAAACUCCGAGAAACAGAGGAAAUGUUAACGAAGAAACAGGAAUUUCUAGAGAAAAAGAUUGACCAUGAACUCACAACUGCAAAGAAAAACGGCACCAAAAACAAACGAGCGGCCCUGCAGGCCUUGAAAAGGAAGAAGCAGUAUGAGAAGCAGCUUGCCCAGAUUGAUGGCACGUUGUCCACCAUUGAGUUCCAGAGAGAGGCGCUGGAAAAUGCCAACACCAACACUGAAGUGCUCAAGAACAUGGGCUUUGCCGCCAAGGCAAUGAAGUCUGCCCAUGAAAACAUGGACAUAGACAAAGUAGAUGAUUUAAUGCAAGACAUCACAGAGCAGCAGGAGCUGGCGCAGGAGAUCUCUGAUGCCAUUUCCAAACCUGUAGGCUUUGGAGAGGAGUUUGAUGAGGAUGAACUCCUGGCAGAGUUGGAUGAGCUGGAACAAGAGGAAUUGGACAAGCACUUGCUUGAAAUUGGUGGUUCAGAAAAUGUCCCUCUACCCAAUGUGCCUUCUACUUCAUUACCCUCCAGACAUGUCAAGAAGAAGGAGGAUGAAGAUGAGGAUGACAUGAAUGACUUACAGCGCUGGGCGAUGGAGGCCUUGUAGUCACAUUAUUGACUCCCCCUGCAGUAGAAGAAAAGAAGGGACUUAUUUAGUAUUAAAACGGUUGUUUUGUGUCCAAGGAGAGCCAACCACCUUCUAAAACUAACACUACAAAGGCCUAAGCUGUGUGUUCUGUUUCCAGGUCCAAACCAGAGAAAGAGAACCAUGGCCUCCUUGAAAGGAAGUUCAGAAUCUGUAUACAUGCUAUAAACAGGAUGUUUAAAUCGGAAUAUGUCAUCUGAAAAGUUUACCCCUACCAUUGCAGUUCGACUGGUAUUGUAAUAUCACUGAACUCUUCUGUUUCCUUUGUGUGAUAACCUAUCAAUAUCAAUGAAAGAAAAAAAGUAUGUUUUUAAUAUAUGGGAGUUGCAAUGUUUCUUUUCCAACUUAUACAUAUUUACUAUUUGCCGUGGUGGGAGUGCGCUGGGUGUUUUUAUUCAUGAUUACUUUAUGUUUUGCUCCUUAGAUGGGAUGAAAAUUAGCAUGAUCAAUUGUAACAUUUAGAACAGUCUAUUUUUAGGGUUGUUAUUCUGCAACUUGAUUUUCUUUUUUUUCUCCAGCAUUUUGGCUAUUUCCAUCCCAAAUGCCUCUUCACCAUGUGAACCUUGUUAUUUGCUGUAAAUAUCCAAAUUGUUUCUAUUUUUGCUGUCAUAGACAGUUUUCUACAUGUUGUGCUAAGCAUGCAACGAGGGAAGAUCUUAACACAGCACGGCUUACGAGACAGAUGAACCCCAUCCCGUUCUUUUGUCUUCUGAAAAGGUUUAUUUUGAAUUGCGUAAUGUUGAAAAUGUUCACCAUAUUCACUGCAGAAAAAAAAUCACACUGGUUUGUCAUGGUUAGAUUAUAAAAUAUCAACAUUUUGGAUUUGAGGAUUCAUUUUAUUUUUAAACAUGAUGUACAUACUUUACGAAGAAAGAAAUAUGUAACACAAGGGUAAGCAUGUUUACAUUUCUAUGUUUUAUUUAUCCAGAUUAAAAUAUUAUUUGGAAAAUAAA